Rosa chinensis is the source of this 2623-nucleotide messenger RNA. RefSeq names its product conserved oligomeric Golgi complex subunit 3. Gene Ontology annotation, cellular component: cis-Golgi network; membrane; COG complex. Lineage: Eukaryota; Viridiplantae; Streptophyta; Magnoliopsida; Rosales; Rosaceae. The record is from RefSeq and is a predicted model, not a curated record. Bases 122 to 2464 code for a protein of 780 amino acids. The transcript is spliced from 25 exons. Gene Ontology annotation, biological process: intra-Golgi vesicle-mediated transport; intracellular protein transport; Golgi organization.
AAAAAACGGAGGAAAAGACACUAGAACAGAAAUAGCACAUCCGCAACAUAAAAUGUACAAAAGAAGCCUAGUCUGAGCUGUGAAUUGUGAGAGUUUGGUGAAGAAGCUUGAAGCUCCAACAAUGGCGAGUAAGCCCGGCGUUCCGAGAUCGGGAGCUAUUUCCAAGGGCUACAACUUCGCAUCUCACUGGGAACAGAACGCGCCGUUAACGGAGCAGCAACAAGCGGCCAUUGCAAACCUCUCCCACGCCGUCGCAGAGCGACCGUUCCCGCCCAAUUUGGCGCAAGAUCGAAUCUCGGAGCAGCAGAAUGGCCUGUCAGUCUCCACCAAGGGCAGCUCUUUUGGCUUGGAACACUCUGCUGCUAUGGAAGCCGUUCUUGUCAAUACGAAUCAGUUUUACAAAUGGUUUACGGAUCUUGAAUCGGCCUUGAAGUCCGAGACAGAGGAGAAGUAUCGCCACUAUGUAGACACAUUGAUGGAGCGCAUACAGAUAUGUGAUGGUAUCCUUCAGCAGGUGGAUGAUACUCUAGACUUGUUUAAUGAACUACAACUGCAGCACCAGGCAGUAGCAACAAAGACUAAAACUCUUCAUGAUGCGUGCGACCGACUGUUGAUAGAAAAGCAACGACUGAUUGAAUUUUCAGAAGCACUCCGCAGUAAGCUCAACUACUUUGAUGAAUUGGAGAAUAUUGCUACAAAUUUUUAUUCUCCAAACAUGAAUGUUCUAAAUGAGAACUUUCUCCCUCUGCUCAAACGACUUGAUGAUUGCAUAUCGUAUGUUGAAAGCAAUCCGCAAUAUGCCGAAUCCAGUGUUUACCUACUCAAAUUUCGCCAACUGCAGUCUCGAGCCUUGGGCAUGAUUCGUUCACAUGUACUUGCAAUUCUUAAAGGUGCUUCUUCUCAGGUACAGGCAGCUAUCGGAAGCAGUGGUGGCAGCAAAGCUUCUGUUUCUGAGGGUGUAGAAGCAUCUGUUAUAUAUGUCCGUUUCAAGGCAGCAGCAAGUGAGCUUAAACCAGUGCUGGAGGAAAUUGAAAGCAGAGCAUCAAGGAAAGAAUAUACUCAGAUCCUUGCAGAAUGUCACAAGCUAUACUGCGAACAACGCCUUUCCUUGGUAAGAGGUAUAGUACAUCAAAGAAUAUCUGAAUUCGCCAAGAAAGAGGCAUUGCCAUCAUUGACUAGAUCUGGAUGUGCAUAUCUAAUGCAGGUCUGUCAGCUUGAGCACCAACUUUUUGACCACUUUUUCCCAUCUUCCGCAGAGGAUGUUUCAAGUUUGGCUCCAUUGAUAGAUCCUCUGUCUACAUAUUUAUACGAUACACUACGGCCAAAGCUUAUUCAUGAAACAAAUAUUGAUUCUCUUUGCGAACUUGUUGAUAUAUUGAAAGUUGAAGUCCUAGGUGAACAGUUAAGUCGGCGGAGUGAAUCAUUAGCUGGCCUACGUCCUACACUGGAGAGAAUUCUUGCUGAUGUUCAUGAGAGGUUGACUUUCCGUGCUCGAACCCAUAUUCGUGAUGAGAUAGCAAAUUAUUUACCUUUGGACGAAGAUUUGGAUUACCCUGCAAAGCUGGAAAAAGCUGCGACAGAUGAACUUGAAACUACUUCUGAUGAUGAAAACCUCGUUUUUAAGACCUGGUAUCCACCUCUAGAGAAAACACUAUCUUGUCUGUCAAAGCUGUAUCGCUGCUUAGAACCUGAAGUUUUCACUGGUUUAGCACAGGAAGUUGUCGAAGUUUGUUCAAUAUCUAUUCAGAAAGCUAGUAAACUCAUUGCAAAGAGAUCAUCACCAAUGGAUGGUCAGCUCUUCCUCAUAAAGCAUCUUCUUAUCUUAAGGGAGAAGAUUGCACCUUUCGAUAUUGAGUUUUCUGUUACACACAAGGAGCUUGAUUUCUCGCACUUGCUGGAGCAUCUACGGCGGAUUCUUAGAGGUCAAGCCUCUCUAUUUGACUGGUCCAGGACAACUUCGCUGGCAAGAACCUUAUCUCCCCGUGUUUUGGAAAGUCAAAUAGAUGCCAAGAAGGAACUGGAGAAAAGCCUAAAAGCCACUUGUGAGGAGUUCAUUAUGUCGGUCACUAAGCUAGUUGUGGAUCCUAUGCUUUCAUUUGUUACCAAGGUCACAGCUGUGAAAGUUGCAAUGUCAGGCAGCCAGAAUCAAAAGGUAGAGUUGGUUAUGGCUAAACCACUCAAAGAUCAAGCUUUUGCAACUCUAGAUAAAGUAGCUGAACUUGUUCAAAAGGUAACCACUGCCAUUCACCAAGAGUUGCCAAUGGUAACGAGGAAAAUGAAGCUUUAUCUGCAGAACUCAUCAACACGGACAAUUCUAUUCAAACCAAUACAGACAAAUAUUGUGGAAGCCCAUAUACAAGUACAGUCCCUGCUAAAGGCUGAGUAUUCACUUGACGAACUACAAGGAAUGAUAAAGAUGCCGUCUAUUCAAGACCUACAAGCACAACUUGAUACUCUACUGUAGGGUUUUUUGAAAGCCAUUGAAUCAUUCAAUUACUAUUUUUUUUUCUAUGACAUUUUUCUUCUCAAGAUUCUUAAGAUUAGAAUUGAUAUAUUAAAUGAACAUAUUUUUUAUUUUUAUUUUUCAUUUUGACAACAAAAAAUUAUGUUAAACCUUGUUAAU